This is a messenger RNA of Lytechinus variegatus (green sea urchin), 1008 nucleotides long. RefSeq lists its product as uncharacterized. NCBI's taxonomy places the organism in Eukaryota, Metazoa, Echinodermata, Echinoidea, Temnopleuroida, Toxopneustidae. Gene Ontology annotation, molecular function: sequence-specific DNA binding. The record is from RefSeq and is a predicted model, not a curated record. Bases 16 to 1008 code for a protein of 330 amino acids. The transcript has 4 exons.
UCGUUUUCUCCGGUGAUGUUGAUGACGUCACGUUGUGUAAGGCACGAGCAGCACUCUGUUAAUUUGCAUGUGAGUAAGACUACAACUAUCGAAUUCAUCAUCAUGUCAAAGCGUGACAAAGGAGGAGAGGAUCCUGGAGGGUCAGGAGAUGUACCAACCAAGAAGAUAAAGCAUGUAGGAGGGAAUAGAUGUGUUCUUUAUGGAUGCAGCAACACAAUGUACAAUGGAUUUGCUAUCCAUGAAAUGCCAAAGCAGGGAUCAAUCAGACGAGCAUGGAUCAAUUUUAUCCAGCUGAGGCUAAAAGGAUUUCAUGCAAACGAGAGGGCCCGUGUUCAUGUAUGCAGUGGGCACUUUCAGAGGGAACAAUACGACCAGUCACAAGUGAUGCAAUAUCAGUAUGGCUACAGAAAGCUUCCGCCCCGUCUGCUCCCAAAUGCUGUCCCCAGACUUCACCAAGCUGUACAGCCAUUCCCUGCGGACUGGUUCAUCAAGGAGUCUAUUCCUCCGGCAGAGCCAACACCGACCACAUCUACUCUCACAGUGGCAUCAUGUAGAAGUUCCGACACCAGUACCGUGCAUUCUAGUUCUACCAACAUGACAGUUGCGUUUCUACGCAGUGAGAAGUCAAAUACAAGUACUAGGAAGGAAAAUGAAAUCAAAGACCCUCGGCCAGUCACAUUAGCUGAUGCAAGUACUUGUAUGUCUCCUACGCUGCCCAGUACUGGUGGAAGCAAGCGGAGAACAUCUUUGUUCAGUAGGAAGAAGGAGGUCUGUAGAAUAGCAGAAGAAUAUGCAAGGAAGGAGGAGGAAGAAGCAGCACGAGAAGCAGCAGCACAACAAGCUAGGAGGGAGCAAGAGAACACUAAGGCUGUUCAGGUUCAGUUGUUUCCCGAUAUGGUUGAUAAGCAGUUUCAAAAGAAACCAAAGACGAGGACUUGUGCUGUGCAGGUAAAGCCUGCCAAACCUCCAAAACCUAUCAAGCCUGUUACGAAAGAGAAAGGUGAGUAG